GAUGAGGUGUGACGUAGCUGGGGCGAACAAGGAAACGAGGUUUGUUUUCGAUUGACGGGACUAAAGUAAUUUUACCCACCACUUUAAAAACAAACGAAAGAAAAACAAACACAAUGAGUGACUUUGCUGUGAACCCUCUGGUUGUUAUUGGGGUCGGGUCGAGCUUUGCCUUUUCCAGCCUGUUUUACCAUCUGUACCAAGAAAAGAAGAAAGAGUUGACGGUUCUUAAGGAAGCACCCCUUUUCAAACCAGACCAACACUUGCUCCAGGUACUGAAAGCAUCUCCACACAAGAGACUUCAGUAUGUUGCAGUAGAAGGUCAGGUCCAGGCAGACGGGGAGCCACUGUCCAGCCGGUUUGUUCCACGAAUCCUUGGUGUGGUUCAGAAAAUUGCUGUGGAGGAACACUGGAAAUACUGGAACAAUCUCACCAGGACAUGGAAUUCCCGGACAAUGAACAAGUCAGAGAGCAGCAACACGGUGCCCUUCAGCCUAAUCAGCCCCGGUGCCUACAUGACUGACUUGUAUGUGAGGGUGAUGGAGCCUCUAGAGGCCUCAGGGUGUUUCAUGGAGAGGGUUUACCACAAACUGAAACACGCCGAGGAAGGUUUGGUGAACCUAGCGUUGCAGGGCCUCGCUGGAGAGAAGCCUGUGGCGAUGGAGGAGAGCGAGGAGCUGCUGCGGGUCGGUAGCACCUUGACUGGGUUCGGGGAAGUUGUGCUGGAGGGAGGCCAGGUGAUGAGGCUGCAGCCUCCACAGGACGGCCGCAAGUACAUCCUGAUGCAAACUGACUACAAGAGCUUUAUGGACAGGCACGAGAGCUCAGCCAGCAUGUGGAAGUCGCUCAGUGUUGUCACUGGCCUCACGGGGGCCUCUCUUCUGGCUGGGGUCAUCUACAACUUGUUCGGAAAACAAGAUGACAACUCAAAUUAGGCUCCAAGAGGAUGAUCCUGUAGGUUGGGUGGCUUCAAAAGCUGAAGCAUAGGGGUUUGCGGUAUCCCAAAACCGUCUCUGGUGUUUUAUCAACUCUGGUUUUACAGGUUCAGUCUCAGAGUCCUAAGAUAAGAUAUUGUUGAUACAUGGUUACGGGUUUCAAUUUAUUUUUCUGUCCUGUUGAAACUAUGGUGGACGAGGGGCAACGUUGGCUGAAAUUAUAUUUUUAAGACAUACAUAGUAUUUCUGGAUUAAAAUAUAUAUAAAAACGAUUAAAUAAAUGCUAAAAUAGAGCCUUAUUUAAUGUCAAUUGGCAGGUCAGGUUGACCACUGCUCACACAGCCUUUAAUCCAUUAUGGUACAACUCAGGAUUGCACAUUUAAUGCAUGGCAUUUUACUCUAUAUCUUGUAACUUUCAAAGUCAAAAAGUCUUUGCUACAUUAUUAAGGGAUCCACUUAUUUUUGUAACAACCUUUUCAUGUAAUUUUGCACAGUCAUUUGCUUUAUAUUACAUUACAUGUCAUUAUAUUAUGCCAAAAACCGAAUCAGUCUUUUAGUUUGACAGCUCUUACUUUUCUUUGGAAUCUGAUCAGACCGAGUGAGAUUUCAUUCCGUAAAACCGAACAGAAAAUCCAAAGUUAGACCUUAUGAGCUGCUAAAAAGGGGAAACAAACACUGUUGUGAACAAUCUUUUUUGUGCGAUAUUACUGAUAAUAAAUACAGUUUUUCAAGUCAA
Solea solea (common sole) is the source of this 1668-nucleotide messenger RNA. RefSeq names its product mitochondrial ubiquitin ligase activator of nfkb 1-A (gene mul3). The transcript has 5 exons. The record is from RefSeq and is a predicted model, not a curated record. Gene Ontology annotation, biological process: protein ubiquitination; organelle organization. Bases 114 to 932 code for a protein of 272 amino acids. Lineage: Eukaryota; Metazoa; Chordata; Actinopteri; Pleuronectiformes; Soleidae. Gene Ontology annotation, molecular function: ubiquitin-protein transferase activity.